CGCUGCAAUUACCCAGUUACUGUCCGGUUAUCAACUCACGCACAAGUUCAGCGCAGUUUAGCAAAAUCAACAGGUCUCAUCACCAUGAACAGCAGGGUAUUCACUUUGGUAAUCCUUUCGAUCAUCGUUGGAACUCUGGCCGAUUACGGAGCCCCUCCGGCCAAAUAUGAACCACCGAAGGGCGGAUACGGAGGAGGAGGUUAUGGAGGUGGAUACGCAGCGCCGCCACCGAAAUCGGGCGGAUACGGUGACUCGGGUGGUUACGGUGGUGCACCGAUGGUGCACACUUACCCUGCCAAAGCCCCAUCGACCAAGUGUGGAGCUAAUCUGCUGGUGAGUUGUGCCCCCACUGUAGCCCACGUGCCGUGUAUUCCGUCUGGAGGUUAUGGUGACUCCGGUGGCUACGGUGGCCAUGGAUACUAGAAGCUAAGACGGCGCCAUGUGACCUGAACGAUUGUGUGGGUGUGAUAUAGUAGGAAUGUAUUUUUGAAAUCAGAUAAGAGAGAUAAAUAAAUUUAGUAAGCAAGUGAA
Toxorhynchites rutilus septentrionalis is the source of this 531-nucleotide messenger RNA. Its product is annotated as vitelline membrane protein 15a-2-like. Bases 85 to 423 code for a protein of 112 amino acids. The transcript has a single exon. The record is from RefSeq and is a predicted model, not a curated record. NCBI's taxonomy places the organism in Eukaryota, Metazoa, Arthropoda, Insecta, Diptera, Culicidae.